Messenger RNA from Gaeumannomyces tritici R3-111a-1, 5666 nucleotides. RefSeq lists its product as hypothetical. The record is from RefSeq and is a predicted model, not a curated record. The transcript has a single exon. The coding region runs from base 260 to 4747 and encodes 1495 amino acids. Lineage: Eukaryota; Fungi; Ascomycota; Sordariomycetes; Magnaporthales; Magnaporthaceae.
UAAACAAACAUCCAGGGACCCUGUUCUCGAUAUGUGAUUGCACUAUUGGCUGUCGCGACAUCGAUAUUUGCCUGGAAAUCUUUCAUACACUACGCCGUGACAUAUAGGUCACCCCGGAGCAUAUUUCUCACCCAAGGACCUCCCACAGCCCCAACCGCCGGUCAGUCAGUGCCACUAGGCCACCUCGAACCGACAGAUCUCUUGCGCCUAUGCUACCGAACGCGCACAUGCGCAUCGUCGCUUAACGAGACCACCCGCCAUGUCAUCAUCACUCGCCGACGCGGACAUGGACGGCAUGUCGUCCCCGGAUCCGCUCAACGAUGUCGUUCCGAGCUCUGUGGCCCGCGUCACACGCAGCAUGGUACGAGGUUACCAGUCCUCGUUACGGUCACAGAGGCAGUCGUCGACAGCCAGCUCUCCGAGGAAACAGACCUUUGAGCUUGACGUCGGCAACGAGCUGUCACCCCAGAAAAUCCUUGUCACUGUUGAGGCGGAGGGUAGCGAGAAAGAUCACGUCACGCGCCGCCUCUUCCCAUCCUCCGCCGUUCGCGGUCCGCGUUCUGCUGCCCGCCGCCGCGAUCUCACCACAUCCACCACCACCACCACCACAAUCCCCCUGAGGGGCCUCACAGACGAUGAACGUGAGCCAGUACCGGGCACGGCGACACCUCGCAGGCGAGGAAGACCGCGGAAGUCAGGCACUCCGAUGCCGUCAGCGAAAAAGAGGGCUGGGACCCCCAUCGACCGCAGCCCCAAGCGCAAUCGUCGCUUGCGGUCAGAGACCGCCGACUCGGCAUCCGAGACGGGCGGCGAAGACAUGGACGCAACGCCAAGACCAACCGCAAAGUUUCGAAAGACACCAGGACGCAAGGCCAGGACUCCGUCCAAAAAAGACACGAGACCGCCCCCGGAUACAGGGACUGUGAAGAAAAGGGGCCGCCCACGGCGGCAGGCUCUGGUCCCGGCCGAGAUGGAAGCACUGGCCGACCAAGACACACUGAUCGAGACCAUUCCCUCUGUUAUUCCGACGGAGCCCACGGCGGAGGGCCUCGGCCCAGACGAAACGAUGCUGUCCUCAAUCAAUGUAUCAACGGAUGGCGCGGGUGGUAAUGCCAUGGACGACGAAGAUAUAUGGCUUGCCGCCGUGCCCGAGUCACGCCCACCUGCCGACUCAUGGCGGGCAUCUAGCAGCGUGGUGGAUAUGGAACGUCACUCGAGUCCGCAGGAGCCGUCAAAAGCGGCAGACGUACCAGUUUCCGAGGCUUCCAGCCAGGAUGACAGAGCGUCGGUUGACUAUGUGGCCUCGGGUGCCGACCAGAGCGAUGCCGAAUCUGAGACAACUGAGAAGGCUGCUAGGAGCGAUGCCGAUAUGGAUACGAUCGCCCAAGGAGAAGACUUCAGCAUGAUCAUGAUGGAUUCGAUCGUGUCGUUUAGAGAAAGCAUGCAGUAUGCCGAAGCCGCGCUUCCAGAGAUGGGAGAUGCCACCAGCUUCAUUGUCGAUAGGGCGCUCGAGCCCAUCCGGCAGGGCAGGACAGAUCAAAAUCAACACUAUCCACCGAGCCAGCAGCCCUCGCAGCCGGAUAAGAGACCAGCCAGUGAUGUUGGUCUUUCGUCUGUCGAACCCGAAGCGACUGCGCCUGCAGGGCAACCCACAGCCCCCAAGCCCAGCCCCCCUAUUGACGCUCCCCGAAACGAACCGUCGCCGGCUCCCGCGAGUAGCCAGAACACGAUUAGGACGCGGGUGGAAAGCCCAAAGAAGGGGAAAAACGUGACACCACUGAGCAGGCAGCUUGCUCUGAAGUCCUUGAGAAGGGACGAGUCGCUGCUGGAUACUCCGCUCGCCUCCCGUGGCCAAGAGGUAUCUGCGGCUCAUGAGGAGGCAAGUGUCUAUGACGACUCGUUUUCCGAGAUCCCCGAGGCUGUGCUCGAAGCCGUAACCCCACGACCACUCGGACAACACCGAGACCCUGUAUCGGAGCAUGAGGAUGAGGUAGAGGGGAUGGCCGAGGACCAUGAUGGCGACAACAGCCACGACGAUAGCGAUGGCGGCAAUAGCCACGAUGGCAACGAUGUCGACGGCUUUGAAGGCGGGGAAGGGUCGAUAGACAAUGAUGGAAAGGCCCAGUCUGACGGGCCAGCGCCAAUGGUGAUAGACUCUGCUCCUCUGCCAGAUACCGCAAGGAAGCUGUUGACACCAGAUGAGACGCCACCACCGGUUGACGAAGAGCCCCUGGGGAAAGAGUCGGAGGGUGCAGAGAUGGCAUCAGACGACGCCCAGGACGACGCACACGACGAUGCACAAGACGACGACCUGGGCUCUUCUCCACCGGCGCGUAGAGCUUCGUCGAUCGAUGAGACCGGUUGUUCAAAUCCCACAAUUGCCACACGGGAGACGAGGCAGGACACAUCAGAAAGCCCCGAGGCUGCUGCCCGAUCUUCGCUAAACCCGCCGCAGCUAGACCUGGACGGGCAUUCCGACAAUUUAGAUCUACCUUCCUUCUCUACUAGACCUGCGCUAUCGCCAAUAGUGCGGGUCGGGAGAGCUCUCCAGCACGUCACAUCGGACCCGCCAUCUCCCAAAGGCGCAGAGAGCACUCUGGGAAGCCCCUUCAGAUCCUCGGUGUCCCGAGACAUGGAAGGUACUGACACGGCACGGCCAGGGGUCAUGGCGGAGCCUUCACCGGAGCCUCCAACUCGAAAUGCGGGCCCCGAGCCAUCCUCUGUGAUUAGAUCGGAGAGAUCCUGGACCCAGGUCCUUAAUCCACUCAGUCAAAUCAAAAGCCUUGUCUCUCAGGGGGCACAUAUGUUCUCGCCGCGAGCCGCGAUUCCUCAGACCUCAGCGGAGAACCCAUUUGCUCCAGAUUCGGACAUGCCAAGCCCGAAGGCCAUCCCGCGAGCGAAAAAGUCAUCCCUUCCGUUGGAGGAGCCUCCUCUAGACUCGGCCGUGAAUCCAGCACGCCCAGGCGGGGACGGCGCCGAAGAAGCCAUGGACUGGGAGGCUCCUGAAAGCGUGGUGGCCGCCGGGAGCGGACGGGCAGAAGGCCUCACUGCCUCUAACGCCAAGUCAUCGAGCGGUCCAGCCUUGGGUCACAUGAAUGAUACAUGGCGUCGACACAGUGGCCAUGAUGAGAGUAACGUGACUGCUGAUGUGCUUAUGGAGGAAGACCAUUUACCCCCGCGUGGAUCGGAACCCCCCGAGGUCGACGAAGACGAUGAUAUCUGGGCGUUUGAGGCAUCUCGGCCGACCCCAUCUCCGGCCAAGGCCCAACCGGUUCAAGACCCAACUCUCAACCUAUGGAGCCGAGCCAAGGUGCCCAGUCCUUGGACAAAGACGGCAACCCCGCGAGUGGCGAGUGAGUCUGAAGAGUUCUCGCUCCUUUCGGUGCAGGAGAGGGACUUGGCUCAGGCAUCUCUACUUGGGCGUCAUGAACAGCCACUACCGGUCCAGAUUGCUCGUACAUCAGCUGCCAGAGUUGACCUAUCCAACUUCUUCUCGUCUCCCGCUACUGUGCCUCGAAUCCAACCCCUCGCGACCAACGCUCCUGAUGACGCCACUCCAACGCAGCCUGCCGAAGACAGUCACAAGGAGCUCUUUGGAUCGGUGGUCCCACCUCAACGGGAGUCAGUGGCGCGCGAAUCCGUUGCGGAAAGGUCUGUGAGUCAAAGCCAGAACCCUCCGUCCUCGGUGGCGCAGAAGGCAUUCCAGCCCAGCGGCCAACGUCGACUGGAUCUAUUCUCCCCUGCGCCGCCUCGCCAGCCGCAAGCCAGCCAGGAACCGCGACCAUCGACGCUAUCGCAGCGGUCGCCGCCGAAGGCUCCCUCUGGACAACUGCCGCAAAAACGCAACUUUGCGCCGCGUUCAGGCAGCUCCGGUGGUUGGCUGUUUGACCCAGUUGGCCCCGGCGCCGCCAGCCACAAAGCGUCUGUCGAGGACACAGCCGAACGGGACGAGAGCCGUCAUGUGCCUAAUCAUGCCGAUGAUUCGGACGAGGGCGAAUCAAGCUUCGUAGUGCCAACACUAAAACCGCUACCCAACCGGGCGGCGUCUCCGACCAAGUCCUGCCUCCGCUCACCUCUCAAGCCUAAGACGCCCGGCCGGGUGGUGGAGUUCACAAGCAGCACUCUCUCGCCUCUUGCACUCGAGCAGGCCCGGGGACUCCACGGUCUUCCGCAAGCCGCGACUGGUGGUGAUGCCAUGGAAUUGGACUCGGAACCUGUGCGGACAGACAUGCAGCGACCGUCCGGGGGUGAGGGAGAUAAAGGCAAUAAGGGUAGAUACCCUCCAAAAUUGAUAGGCCAGCCGAAGCCCAUCACGGCGCUGCGACAGUCUGUCGUGCUGGCGCCCCCGACGAAAGCCUCGACCGCUCCAGAAGCCGCGGCAUCGCGCCUGUCGCAAACACAAUGGAGCCGGGCACACUGGGUCCGGAUGGACGCCCUGCUGCAGGAGCGCCGCAAGGGCUCGCUCAACUUCCAGCUGCAGCACCGCGUGAGCGUUUCGCAGAAGCGCCGGUCGGCGGGGCUCCUGGGCAAACACGUCUCGGCGCAGGGCGAGACCAUGGCGCUGGAUCAGUGGCACCUCGACGUCGUGGACGCGUUCCGGGCUGAGCUGGGCGCCGGUUGCGUCUGGGACGAGCACGUGCUCUCGAAGCGCCUCUUUGCCCUGCUGGUCGGCGAGGAGAGGCGCCGGGCCGCUAAGGGCGGACGACUGAGGCCCAUUGGCGCGAUGCGGAACGGCCAGGCCAGUUAAGCCAGCCUCAUGGCCCCUUUCGCGCAAACCCCCGUAUUCGAGGAUUUCAUUUUCCCUCCCCUGUGCGUCUGCAUGGGCCGCGUUGGCUUUCCCUUACCCCCUUGUUUCUACUUCCCGGCAAUGCCUUCCGGGUAGUCUUUUGAAAAUUGGCAUCGACGGCGUUCUCUGUGAGCUUUCUGUACCUCCCUGUCGACAUGUCCCUGCAUUCCAUGUGCGUUUGCAUCUAGUUUUGUCUGGUUGCUGGGACUACUGGAUUGUCGUUUAUAGCCGCAUCGUUGGGUUUUGGUGGGUUUUUGGUCGGCGUUCUGUGCUGCUAUAAUUCAUGUGUAUUUUUCUGGAAACCUGCUUUGGGAUCCUUUUGGAGUCGGACUGGGCAUCUGGAACGCCACGGCAUGCCUUCAUGGCCCCAUCUAUCAGCAGCACGAUCGAAUAAUUACCACAUAACAGGUGAAGAUACGGUAACCUCCCUGACUGGGCCCUUACAAAACUUUCAUGUCAAUUGCCGACUAUGCAUCAAGAAACCUACCAGCUAGCCAAGCCGGCUGUAUAGUGACAGGGUCUGUAGGUUUGACAGCGAGGUAUGGGCUAUGUUGUGAGAGCUGCGACCUACCGUCGGAGGAUGUCAAAUCACCUUGGUAAUGAUAGACAUAUUCCAAAUCAGACUGUCAGUCCCGAACGCGAUGACCCAUUCAAUGAACUUGAGCACGGCGCCAGCUACUUUGUUCUACUAUUACAAACGCAAACCCGUCACCGCCCAACUUGGUCGGCAUGCCUCACGAGGCGAAGAAAUAGAAGCACCAGCAACGUCGCAGCCGGCCCAAGGAUCCAAACACCUGCUUUUGCGCGCGCGGGGCCCUACUCGAGCAUGGAUGCCUGAUUGGUGUAGAGCACGUCGACCACGCUGCUGAGCUUCUCGAUC